Molecule: messenger RNA, 1457 nt
Organism: Homarus americanus (American lobster)
Lineage: Eukaryota; Metazoa; Arthropoda; Malacostraca; Decapoda; Nephropidae
Product: cAMP-specific 3',5'-cyclic phosphodiesterase, isoforms N/G-like
Source: RefSeq, a predicted model, not a curated record
UGGUGUGGUGGUUAAGGCCCGGAGGAUAUCGCCAGGAAGGCCUCCGCGUCACCACGUAAUUGGUAUGGUGGCCAAGGUCCUCACGUGUCAUCAGGUACGCAGAAGUGGUGGUGAAAGCUGGGAGGAAGUUACCAGGAAAUCCUCACGUGUCACCAGGUACGCGACAGGUGUCACCAGGCCCGGUAGUGUGUCGUCAGGAUCCUGGCUGAUAACACCUUUAUUCUCCACAGUGGCAGGUGAAGGCGCUGGCCUCCGGGUCCCUGGAGUCUCUCCACCACCGCCUACCUUACCUGCCGCCUCAGCCAGCCCAGCCACUGUCAGCCAGCUCAGCCGCUCAGCCAGUCAGCCAUUCACUAGCCAGUUUCUACCUACCGAGGAGCAGAGAACUCAGUUGCUCUGUGUAGAGCCAGCUGUGAGGUGGUGUGGUGUCGGCGUGGCGGUGGUAGUGACGGCUGCACUUACCUGCUGUCCACUAACCACACGUGCUGCUCAGUACCGCGGUUGCCAUUGUUGAUGAUGGAAAUAUUCUGACUCACACGGUACUGUAUAUUUAAUGAGUUGACGACAGUUGUGGUUAAUGAAUUGACGACAGGUGUGAUUAAUGCAUUGACGACAGGUGUUGUUAAUAUUACCUGAUAUAAAUUAACCUCGUGAUAGUGUCCCCCCAAAAAAUUCCCCACCUGAGUCACCUAACGACCAUGUUGGAUGAUCACUUCACUAUAUCGAGGGCGAUGACCCAGAGUAGUGUUGCAUUUACGUGAUAUUUUAUUUAUGUACUGAAGUGAAGUGAAGGUUUGUACCCAGCCCAGGUGUACAACUCACGUGUUAAGUGUUUUAUAAGUAAACUGUAGUGUAGUGACUAAAGUGCUUGAGAUUAUUACUGUUUUAUGUGUUUGUGUAGUGAAAAUAUCAAUAAUAUAAGAGAGGUGUAAGUGUUUUGUGUUUGUGAGUGAGUCUUGUUAUGGCGGGUGGAAGUACCACGAGGCCCAUAGUGUGGCCCAGCGGUGGCCCAGUGUGGCCCCGUGAUGUGUCCUGGCCCUCAGUGUAACCGACGGCGGUGUAGCAGCAGCAGCAGCGAGAACCCCCAGUGUGGUGGUAGUGGUGGUGGUGGAGCUUCAUUGGAGAGUGUGGAAGCCGUGUGGUGUGUGGUAAGGCCAGGCUUUAUGUGUAGUGUGGUGGUGGUGAAGGAGUGUGGUGGUGGUGGUGGCCGGGGCGGGUGGUGGUGGUGAGGGCAGCGCCGGACCACCACCAACCAUGUUAUCGGUGAUGGUGUCGGUGUGGUGGGCGUGGCUGAUGGCCGCCCACCAGCCGCGCGCCCACGAAGCGCCGCCCUCCCGCAAGACGUGCACCUUCCAGGAGGGCACGGCCGCCACCCCGUCCCCGCAGCGACCGCGCCGAUCAUCCUCCAGGAUCUGCCGCAAGUGCCGCAAGUUCCGUGAUGGACCUCGACGACACAG